CCAAUUUCCAAAACCCUCAAGAAACCUUUCCUCCACGUCUCUCUCUCUCUCUCACACACCUUCUGCAACAUCCACUUCGCUUCUGGGUUCUCAAAGUCAAAACCCUAAUCUGUUUCUACAUGGAAGACUAUACUCUCGUGGUGAGGAAGCCCUGCUUUGGCCUCCCUACUGCUUGCCCUUCAUGCUUGCCCCUCUACUUCUACCUCAAAUUCGCUAACCUCCCCUUUCAAUUGGACUAUAAUCUCACCUACCCUGAUUCUGAUAAAAUUCCGUAUGUUGAAUCUGGUGAGUACGUGGCCUAUAAUAAUGAGAAGGGUGGCGUGAUUGAGAGACUGAAAGAAGAUGGCAUUGUUGAUCUGGACACUGAAUUCCAAUCAGUCCCGGAAUGGAUAUCUAUGAAGGCCAUGGUUAGCUCCUGGCUUGCUGAUGCAAUCAAGUAUGAGCUCUGGGUGGGAACUGAUGGUACUUCUGCUCAAACUAUAUAUUGUUCUGACCUUCCAUGGCCAAUAGGAAAAAUUUUGUUCUUGAAGCAACUGUACAAUGUCAAGCAGCAACUUGGGAUUACUAAGGACAAUGCUGAAGAAAUAGAAGAACAGAUAUACAAGAGAGCCAGCAUUGCGUUUGGAGCUCUGUCUAGUAGAUUGGGGGAUCAAAUGUUUUUAUAUGAAAACAGGCCGUCAAGUUUGGAUGCUGUCUUUUUGAGCCAGGCACUUAUCACUCUUCAAGCGUUACCAGAAACAUCAAUUCUCCGGAGCAAGCUCUUAGAACAUGAGAACCUCGUUGGGUAUGCCAGUAGGGUUAAUAUGGAGUUUGUUGAUGCGAGUACUUCAUCUUCAGUCCCAAACUCCCAUGCAAAUCCUUCAUCAUCAGCUCCGAGAAGAGGUCCUUCAAACUGGCGUUCUAAGCCCAAGACCAAACCCAAAAGGGAAAAAACAAAGGAGGAGAAAGAUUUUAAGAGAAGGGCCAAAUAUUUUUUGAUAGCACAGCUGGUUUCGGUUGUACUUUUUGUCACUCUCAUGGGUCAAGUUGAUGGGGUUGAGGUUGAGCUUGAUGAUGAUGAUGAAGGCUUUGAUUACAAUGAAUAGAAAGAGUUAAUCAUUUUGUCUGAUUUGUAAUCUCUACACCAGCAUUUUUGGCCCAGUAGCAUGAGUUGUGAUGAGGAUGAGUUUUCCUGUAAUCCUGUUCUUUCAUUUUUGUAGUAUGACAAGGUUAGAAAUUUUGGAAAAUAAACACCAGUACGUUGUAUGAUUUAUUGGAACAUCAAGUUAGAAACUUAGAAUCGAGGGUUGGAAGAUAUACUUUUCACUCGUCAUAUUAUAACAUUUUAACUUUUGAAGCAGUGCU
Rosa chinensis is the source of this 1344-nucleotide messenger RNA. RefSeq names its product mitochondrial outer membrane import complex protein METAXIN. Lineage: Eukaryota; Viridiplantae; Streptophyta; Magnoliopsida; Rosales; Rosaceae. The coding region runs from base 120 to 1085 and encodes 321 amino acids. The record is from RefSeq and is a predicted model, not a curated record. The transcript is spliced from 6 exons.